AAAGGAAAGGAAAAAAAAAAAUUUUAUUUGGCUAUUCAGCAGAUUUGAGUAUUCAGCAAAUAUCACGCAGUACAAAAAUAAUCAGCCGAAAACGAUGCUGUUUGUUUCCGUUGUAAAUAAAGAAUUGUGAUCUUUAUUUUUUUAACUAACAUUUCGCAAUUAUAUAAUCUUAAGAGCUAUUUAUUGAAACAUUUAUUCUAUGAUUUAUGUAUUAUAAAAUCUGCUGAAUGUUUUUUUACAGUAUAUGUAUUUAAAUUGAAAUAUUAACAGUAUUUAAUCGACUUUAAAACAGACAAGGUAUACUCAAGAUCUUAACUAACAAGAUCCUUUUUGGUAUUGAUGAAAUAACGAAACCUUAGCACGUGUGGGGCACACAUAUCAUUAGCUUCAUCAUUGUUUUUAAGUUGAAAACAUGUCUGGACUAGAAGAAGUGGGAAUACCCGGUAAAGAUUAUUUAAGAGACUCUCUGACAAAUUGUGCUGAUCCUUUAAAGGCCAUUGAAGAUUUUCAAACAGAAAAUGGCAUUCUCCUUCCCUCUCUGAGACCAAUGUUGCCUCUUCUUGACCGCCACGGUGUUCCUCGUCAAGAGUUUCAUCUUUCUGUUCUGGAAGAAUUAAAAGAUACUUUAAUAGCUCAAAUUGAAAAUCUAUCCAAACAUGAUGGAAGAGAGAGGGAAAGGAAACUGAAAGAACUUCUCCAAAAAAGUUUUAUAUUAAUCAAUGUGCCUAAGAUAAAACCUGUUGUGCUAUGUAUCUUGAAACAUAUGGAUAGAGUUGAAGAAAGGUAUUUAAAACACCUUGUUAGCAAUAAGCAGCUUUAUGAUGAAUGUGAUGUUCAAGUUAAGCGACAAAUAUGGCAAGAUAACCAAUCGCUGUUUGGGGAUGAAGUUUUGCCUCUUCUUAGCCAGUACAUAAAAGAAAAAGAAGAUUUGCUUUUUAAGCAUUCAGAGCCUAUUUCCCAGUUUUUUGCUCCCUCCCCCAAACAAAGAAGACAGGGUGAUGUCAUCCAAAAAUUGUUGACGAUGAUCGGACAUAACGUGAAACUUUAUGACAUGGUCCUGCAAUUCUUAAGAACACUUUUCUUAAGGACAAAGAAUGUACAUUACUGCACCUUGAGAUCUGAAUUACUUAUGGCUCUUCAUGAUUUAGAGAUCCAGGAAAUUACUCAUGUGGAUCCUUGCCAUAAAUUUACCUGGUGCCUAGAUGCCUGUAUUCGGGAAAAAAACGUUGAUGUCAAACGCUCAAGAGAACUUCAAGGAUUUUUGGAUAGCAUCAAAAGGGGAAAUGAGCAAGUUCUGGGGGAUUUAUCUAUGACUCUCUGUGAUCCUUAUGCAGUUAAUUUUCUAGCAACAUCAGCUUUAAAAAUUAUAACAUAUCUCAUAAGUCAAGAAGGGUAUGCUAGGGAAAAUGCUGUUUUAGUUUUAUUGCUUCGUAUGCUGGCAUUGGGCUUACAGGCAUGGGAAAUGAUUAGUACUCAGAUAUUUAAAGAACCUAAACUGGAUGCUCAACUUGUGACUAAAUUCCUACCAUCUCUGAUGUCACUCAUCGUAGAUGACCAGAUUCGAGCUAUCAAUGCUAAAUUGCCUCAGGAUGAUAGAGAGUCUGCCAUCACUACUAUUGAGCACUUUGGUCCACCCCCCGAUGCAUAUCAGGCAUACAUACAAGAAAAUGGUGUUGCUUCAGUGUUAGCUAUGUAUUACACACUACAGAAUGCUCGACAGAAAGAUCGCCAUGGCUUGAUGAGAGUUCUUGGCACUCUUGCCUUGUGUGAGAAUGACAGAGCAUUCGAAGAUCCGUUUCUGAAUAGUUUGAUUUCUUUUUUGGUCACCAACUUGCUGGAAGAAUUUUCUGCUGAAGACUUCUGCACGGUGGUAUUUGACGAGUUUUUUCUAACGGGACUGGCUAAGGAGAGUGUUGUGGGGCACAUUUUAAAACUGUUGGCUUACGUAUAUACGAAACUUCCACCCAGUCGAUUGGAUAGUGUGAUGAAGGCACUGCAACCAUGUGCACAGCACUAUGAAAGUAUACAACCUGCAUUUAUCGAGAUACAGAAAUUGCUGAAAAAUCAUCAACCAGUAUGCAUUCCAAAACAAAUGGAGGUCGAUUCUCCACUGCUUAGUGUACCUACUCCUGCUCCUGUUUGACUUCAUAUUCAGUGUCAUUCCAUUCACUCUAAGCAUUAAUGCAGUUUUUUCUUUU
Parasteatoda tepidariorum (common house spider) is the source of this 2198-nucleotide messenger RNA. It is a transcript of the gene NELF-B, whose product is annotated as negative elongation factor B. Gene Ontology annotation, biological process: negative regulation of transcription elongation by RNA polymerase II. Lineage: Eukaryota; Metazoa; Arthropoda; Arachnida; Araneae; Theridiidae. The record is from RefSeq and is a predicted model, not a curated record. Gene Ontology annotation, cellular component: NELF complex; nucleus.